Panicum hallii is the source of this 1289-nucleotide messenger RNA. Its product is annotated as RING-H2 finger protein ATL39-like. Lineage: Eukaryota; Viridiplantae; Streptophyta; Magnoliopsida; Poales; Poaceae. The record is from RefSeq and is a predicted model, not a curated record. The coding region runs from base 486 to 1046 and encodes 186 amino acids. The transcript has a single exon.
GAUAUGCUUCGUCAAACAAUAAUCAGACUGGCCCCUAGCUUCUUGCCCGGUUUUUCUUCAGGAUAUGGUUGGAUCACAUCACGACCGAUAACAAAAUCGCUUGGUCGCACGCGUCGGAUCACAUCGAACGAACUACCAUCAGAGCAAUUUUCUAAGAGGUCCCCUUCCUCCACGAAGCCUUUCUUGCCGAGACAAGCAUUGACCCCAGUUGGCGAUGCAGGAUUGUAUAUUGCUCGAGAUAUAUCACACAAAAAUCCAAUCGCUCGCCUGCCCAGAAAGCAACUCUCGCACAAGUCUCGAAUGCCGCCUGUCUAGAUGCAGCUGCGCGCUGCAGACGCCGCCCGGGAACCGGACGGCAUUAUCCGAUUGGCCGCCGGGCAGCUUAAAUUCCCUCGCGAGAUGGCGCCAAUGCCCGCACGCACUCACCGUCACCGCACGAGAGCACGCAGCCGCACUAGCUUACCACAGCGGCACAGCUAGUUGAGAUGUCGGCGGCGGCGGCGGAGUACCCGUGGCGCGCGCAGUCGUUCGGCGACGCGGGGGCCGCGCAGCGUAGCGCGCUGGUGCUCGCGUCGUACCCGGUGCUGCUGCUCCUCGUCAUCCUGGCCGCGUUCGUCAGGUACCUGUGGGUCGCGCUCGCCAUGUACUGCGCGCUCCUCUUCGUGCUUUCGUGCGCCGCCCGCGCCUUCGGCGCCCGGCCGGCCGCCGUCGGGGACGGCGACGAGGAGGAGGCGCGGGCCGGCCACGGCGGGCUCUCGGCGGCGGCCAUCGCAGCGGUCGCCCCGGCGUUCCCGUACGAGCCACCAGCCGCGCCCGCUCCUAGCGACUGCGCGGUGUGCCUCGAGGCGAUGAAGGCCGGGGAGCCGGCGCGGCGGCUGCCGGCGUGCGCGCACGCGUUCCACGUCGGCUGCAUCGACAUGUGGCUCGACUCGCACGCGACCUGCCCCGUGUGCAGGUGCGACGUCGUGCCGCGGAAGGGCGGCAAGGAGCCGCCCGAGGGCCCCGCGCUGCCGUCGUCCGCCGAGCCGCCGCUCCCGCCGGUGUAGCUCCGGCAGGGGGGUUGGGUCGGGCCGUGUCACGGCGGCUACUGCAGGGUAGUUUCGACUUUUGGGAUAGGCUUUGCACAUAGUACUAAUUUUUGGGGGUUAUGUAUAGUUGUGCUAGUGUGCUGUUCUGCUGGCUGUAUAUAUGUAGUGUAUUUGUCAACGAUAAUGCAGUUUAUUAAGCUAGCGAUCUUGCAGAGUCUGUCCAGUCAUCGUCUUUUCCACGGAGUGAAUUGCGAUUGAAAA